AUGGCUGAAUUUGAAAACCGGUCAGCUCAUGAGGGUGCGGAGGAGCAGACCUGGGCCGGCGACUUCGAUCCGUUCUCCGAGGAAGGAGAGCGACAAAGCCUUUUUGCCGCGCUGGACUCUUUUCGACAAUAUCGACGCACGGCGCAUCAAUGGACCACGCAUCGACGUCGUCAGGCGUUCUAUGCCUUGCCCUCUGCUCACUGGCAGAUGCUCUCGGAGCCGCCGUUUUCCAUUCUGGAUACUUUGAACCAAGUGGAUGAUGCUAUUGACACCAACGCAGAAAUCGCCGACGCCAUUCUCGCCCUGAGCUUGGAGUCUUUUGGCCUUGAGGCUGAUCCGGAAAAGGGCGAUCCGCACAAUUGGCACGACACGGCGACUACAUCCGACGUCAACAAGGCGUCCUCCACCAUACGACAAUUCUUUCGCGACUGGAGUGCCGAGGGUCGCGCGGAGCGGGCCGUUUGCUACGACCCUGUCCUCCGAGAUCUUGACACCGAAUUUCAAGCGCGCCGAGACGCGGGCGAGGAGAUCCGUGUGUUGGUACCUGGCGCCGGCCUCGGCCGACUCGUCUUCGAAGUUUGUCUCGCAGGAUAUGCCGCCGAGGGGAAUGAGAUCUCGUAUCAUCAAUUGUUCGCCAGCAGCUGGAUCCUCAACCACACCGCCGGCCCUGCCGCCCACGCGUUGCAUCCAUUUGCUCUCAAGUUCUCCAAUCUCCACUCCCGGGCCCAGCAGCUGCGGAAAGUGAUGAUUCCCGAUGUCCAUCCUGGGUUGGCGAUGGCCAAGGCGGCCGAGACACAAGCUCCCUUUGGGUCCAUGUCCAUGACGGCCGCGGACUUUGUGGUACACUACAUGGAGCCCAGUAAUCGCGAGUCCUUUGACGCGGUAGCCAGUGUGUUUUUCAUCGACACGGCGCCAAACCUCAUUCGAUACAUCGAGACCGUCUAUCAUUGCUUGAAGCCGGGGGGUCUCUGGAUCAAUGUGGGACCACUACUGUGGCAUUUUGAAGAUGGCCAUCCGCGCACAGACGAGGGUGAAGGCACGGGGAGCGAGACCAAGAGCACUGACCAGGGGUCCUUUGGGAUUGGGGAGCCCGGUAACGUGGAGCUCAGCGAGGAUGAGGUUCUCUGCCUCGUCGAGCGCAUGGGUUUUUCUAUCGAGGUACGCCCGAGUGAUCGACAGCCGUGCGGCUACAUUCAGGAUCCGGAAAGUAUGUUUCAAAAUCUUUAUCAGCCAUCGCACUGGGUAGCUCGCAAGGCUGUUCAGUAG
Messenger RNA from Penicillium oxalicum, 1266 nucleotides. RefSeq lists its product as uncharacterized. The transcript has 2 exons. NCBI's taxonomy places the organism in Eukaryota, Fungi, Ascomycota, Eurotiomycetes, Eurotiales, Aspergillaceae. Gene Ontology annotation, molecular function: S-adenosylmethionine-dependent methyltransferase activity. The coding region runs from base 1 to 1266 and encodes 421 amino acids. The record is from RefSeq and is a predicted model, not a curated record.